Messenger RNA from Thyridium curvatum, 636 nucleotides. RefSeq lists its product as uncharacterized. Lineage: Eukaryota; Fungi; Ascomycota; Sordariomycetes; Thyridiales; Thyridiaceae. Gene Ontology annotation, biological process: transmembrane transport. Gene Ontology annotation, molecular function: transmembrane transporter activity. The record is from RefSeq and is a predicted model, not a curated record. The transcript has a single exon. The coding region runs from base 1 to 636 and encodes 211 amino acids.
AUGAAGGCGCACUGGCAGAUGCGCGCCUCGGCAGUCGCUAUGGCCGCCUUCGUCGCCAGCAUGGCCGCCAUCACUGUCGACAAGGGCAGCCUCGCCAUCGCACUCAUGGCGCUCUCGGGCUUCUCGGUCGGCUAUGUCGAGCUGCUCGCCCUUGUGCUUGUGCCCUUCACCUGCCCGCCGGGCGACAUUGGUCUUGCCUCGGGCUUCCAGUCCUGCUGCCGCGGCACCAUGGGCACCAUCGCGACGGCCAUCUACGCCACGGUGCUGGAGAACCGGAACCUGGUCAACAUCCCUGGGCAGGUCGGCCCCGCGGCGCUGAGGGCGGGCCUGCCGGCUGGGUCCGUGGCCAUGGCGGUCAAGGCGGCUGAGGCGGGCACUCCAGCGGCGCUAGCCAAGGUCCCCGGCAUGACACCGGCGAUCAGGGAUGCGAUCCAGAUGGCGACAAGGGUGGCGAACGCGAUGAGCUUCCGGACCAUGUUCCUCGUCAGCAUCGCUUUUGGUGUCACCAGCGCGGCCUCGUCGUUUUUCAUCCGCAACUUGGACAGGCACCUCACAGAUGAUGUGGCGAGGAAGCUACAGGGUGUCAAGAGCCGGCCAGUGAGGGCUGAUAUUGAGCAGACUAAGGAGGUGGCUUAA